This is a messenger RNA of Dermochelys coriacea (leatherback sea turtle), 8741 nucleotides long. RefSeq names its product cytochrome P450 2K4-like. Gene Ontology annotation, molecular function: oxidoreductase activity, acting on paired donors, with incorporation or reduction of molecular oxygen, reduced flavin or flavoprotein as one donor, and incorporation of one atom of oxygen; iron ion binding; heme binding. The transcript is spliced from 11 exons. Gene Ontology annotation, cellular component: intracellular membrane-bounded organelle; cytoplasm. The record is from RefSeq and is a predicted model, not a curated record. Gene Ontology annotation, biological process: xenobiotic metabolic process. NCBI's taxonomy places the organism in Eukaryota, Metazoa, Chordata, Testudines, Dermochelyidae. Bases 3169 to 4659 code for a protein of 496 amino acids.
AACCCCACCUAAGGGGGACGAGAGUAAGAAACCCACAGGGGUUGAGAGGGGCUGGGACUCAGAGCAAGGAGCAAACCCAGACCCCUCCCCCGCUUCCCUCCUCCACCACCUUCCCGGGCUAGUAGUGGGGCAAGAGCAGGGGCAACGGGUGGCAUCUUAGCUCCCCGCCAAGAAAAGCACAGGACUCACCAGACUAAAAUCGGCCAUCUUGCCACAGUAACCACCUGGUAAGUUCUCCAUCACGUGGAGUCCUUCGGUCAAGACUGGAUAUCAUUCUAAAAGAAAUGCUCUAGGUCAACCACAAGUUGUCUGGCUUCAGCAGUUCUCAAACUGUGGGUCGGGACCCUGAACUGGGCCGCGGACACUGUUUUAAUGAGGUUGCCAGGGCUGGCGUUUCACUUGCUGGGCCUGGGGGCCGAAGCCCGAGCCCCACCGCCUGGAGCCAAAGCCUGAGGGCUUCAGUCUUGGGCAGAGGGGCUGAGGUUGCAGGCCUCCUGCCUGGGGCUGAAGCCCUUGGGCUUCGGCUUUGGCCUCCCGCCUGAGGCUAUGGGCUCGGGCGGGCUCAGGGUUUGGUUCCCGCUCCUGAGGUCGUGUAGCAAUUUUUAUUGACAGAAGGAGUCACAUUACAGUGAAGUUUGAGAAUCCCUGGGCUAGAUGAAGGCAUCACCUGGUGAAAUCUGUGGCCUUUGUUAUACUGGGGGGUCAGAUUAGAUUAUCAUAAUUCUCUUCUUGCCUUCAAAAUUGAUGAAUUUCAGAAUAAUCCAACUUCGCUUCCUUAAUAGAGGUUUCUUUGUUUUAAAUUACACAUGUCCGGGAGAUCGUUGACUAGUGUGAAUAACAUGUGUGCCAUAUCCUUCACUAAAACCUGAAUGGUAAGUGUCCAGGUUAUCGGCAGCGUUCAGGUGUGUACUUGGAGAUGCUAGUGUCACUGCAUUUGUUGCUCUUGUUUAUUAGAUCCACUGAGAUGAAAAAGUUAUAGGUAAACAUUAGCAAGGAAGUACUUCUACAACAGGUACUAACAGAUUAGAUCCAUGCUUAGGGGGAGCUUUUAUCUUUGUUUAGUUUUGCAGGUAUUAUGGGCCUAAUUCACUACAGCAGUACUCAGUUUCACACUCACAUAAAUCAGUUAUUUCAGAGGAGUUACACCAUCAUAAAAUUGCACUGAAACACAUGGUGAAAAGGACAUAGAUGUAAGCAAAAAAGAAGAGAGAAGAGGAGAAAAUGGACAGGAGGAGUGAGAAUGUGAGUCAGAAAACAUGGCAGUGAAAGACUUGAACUUCAAGAGAGACCACAGGUCAGGCUCCAUGGGUGCUCCAGGGCUGGAGUAUCCGUGGGAAAAAAGUACCCUAUCAGCGCCUCCCGCCCACCGCAGAUCAGCUGUUCCACGGCAUGCAGGAAGCACCGGGGAGGAGUAAGAGUGGAGCACGCUCAGAGGAGGGAGUGGAACGGGGCAGGGCCUGGGGUAGAGCCAGAGGACUACCUCUUCCCCUCCCCCAGCACAUUAGAAAGUCAGCACCAAAGAGAGAGACUGACAUCGCUUGGUAUUGUAUUGCUUGAAAGGCGAGAAUAGCAAGCUUUUGAACUAAAGGACUAUGGUCAACAUUCUAAGUCUAUCACCUACUGUAAAACUAUUUAAUACCGGUCAUCCACCCAGUGUUAGUGCACAGUUCAAUUUCUUGAUAUGAGUACACUUCAGUUAUGCUUAAAAUUAAAUGUUUCUAUAAGCUUAGAGGAAAUAUUUCUUUAUUUGCAUAUAUAUGGCAUGAAUAAAUACAGAUGUACAUACAGAGCCUAGCAUGCACAUUUAUCAUCUUAUAUGACGGAUAAAUCAUACAUGCAAAUCAUGCAUCAAAGUUGUGAAAUGGGCUACAAAUGCAAUAAAAAAUAAGGUAUUCAAAAGUUUAACAAAUGGGGGGGAGACCGAAGAUGCUCAUCACCUGGGGUACCAUUUGGUCUAGGGCCGGCCCUGCCCACGUGUUUUGAGGACCCUGACAAACACAUUCCAAAGGGCAGGUAUAGAUAAGCUUCCUGUUUUUCUGAAAUACAUACCUCAGCAACUUCAACAGAGAUCUUAACAGGAAGGACACAGGGUGUCCCCCACGACCCUCUUCUCCUCCUAGCUUCUUGCUUAGCAGAAGCUCUGCAACAGGCUUAGCGUAUCUAAGACCUACUGAUUUAACUGCUUUGGGCAAUAAGCAUGAUCACGGAUAUUCUAAUUAUCAGUAGUAGUCCAGGCAUUUUGCUGGUCCACCAAAAUCUCCCCAUACAUCUUAAGUCUGCAAAUGCAAGGUGCACGAUCCUGUGAGGUGCUACUGCUACCCAUAUGAAUAUGGCAACCAGAAUUUGGCCUUUGUAGUAGUCAUUUUCAAAGGGGUCUAAGGGGAUUGGGCACUUAAUUUCCAUUGUAAGUCAGUAAAAGUUAGAUUCCUGACUCCUGUAGGGUCUUUUGAAAAUCCCAGGUUAUAUUAGAGUAGGCCCAUUAUGUUAAGAGCCUAUGAGGUCUCAGCCGGAGUAGCAGCUGAAUUUGACUGAAUGAAGUAGAGUGGAAUUUUCAGAAAAGUUCAGUGUUGGCCUAAUUCUGUUCCUGUUGAAGCAGUGGUAAAUAUCCCAUUGACUUCAAAGGAAGUAGGGUUAAACCAAUGCUGAACACUUUGGAAAAAUCCCAUCUUCACAGCUCUGUUCAUCCAGCUUUGGCACUUGCAUUUGACAACCCCCCUGGCUUCAGGGGUCAGUCUGUAUACAAGAAAGCAGCUUAAUGCUCAAUAACCUUUGCAGAGUUUGGAAUUUCACUCUUUACUUAAAUCACUAACUGGACUGACUUUCUUGCUAAACUGGACUGCGGGGCUUUCAGACAGCACGAGAUCCAUAGACUUCUCUGUCAAUCUGUUACAUAAGCUUGGUUUGACAAGCCAGGCACUGCCCCUUUCACUGUGUAUUGCAAUCGUCACUUAUUCACUAAAUGGGGAUUAGCAAAUGACUGGGGAGGAGAAUAAAUUAUUUUGCAGUCAUCUGAUAGUUUAAAUACUAUAUUAUAGGUAAGGUCUAUGCAGUAGGUAAUCUGACGGGCAUUAGUGCUUCAUGCAGCUAAUUUCUGCUGACAAACACUGAUCAUAUUUUUAUUACACCCUUGAAUUUCACCCUGUGCAGCAAAUUAAUUAUUGAAAGGCAAUGGAGUGGACAGAUCCCAUUUCCAUAUUUUUACUUUUUGUCCUGACUAUUCUGUUUAUUAUGAAAACUGAAAAAUUCUGGAAUAGCAGCUUCAGAGAGGAUUUCCCCCCGGGACCAAAGCCUUUACCCAUCAUUGGAAAUCUGCAUAUAAUGAACCUGAAGAGGCCCUACCGGACUAUGCUGGAGCUGUCCAGAAAAUAUGGCUCAGUCUUCAGCAUUCAGAUGGGAUGCCAGAAAAUGGUGGUGCUGUCAGGAUACGAGAUGGUGAAGGAGGCUCUUGUGAACCAGGCAGAUGCAUUUGCAGAGAGACCUAAAAUCCCAGUAUUUGCAGAUACUUCAAAAGGAUAUGGUAUUAUUUUUUCUCAUGGCAAUAACUGGAAAGUGAUGCGAAGAUUUACUCUCACGACCUUAAGAGAUUUUGGAAUGGGCAAGAGGGCCAUAGAGGACCGGAUUGUUGAAGAGAACGGAUUUCUGACGAAGGAUAUUGAAUCUCAUAAAGGAAAGCCCUUUGAGAUCUCUACAAUUAUGAAUGCUGCAGUGGCCAAUAUCAUUGUGUCAAUAUUACUUGGAGAACGGUUUGACUACAAAAACCCCACCUUCUUAAGACUACUAAGUUUGAUGAGUGAAAACAUCAGGCUGGCUGGAAGUCCAUCAGUUAUGCUAUAUAACAUGUUCCCAGCCCUUGGAUUUCUACUCAGGAAUUACAAGAUUUUUUUGCACAACACAAGUGAAUUGCAUUCUUUUAUACGGCUUACUUUCAUAGAACACCUCAAAGAACUGGACAAAAAUGAUCAGAGAAGUUUUAUUGAUGCAUUCCUUGUAAGACAGCAAGAGGAGAAAAGUAAUACCAAUGGAUAUUUCCAUAAUGCCAACUUAAUAAGCCUUGUGAACAACUUGUUUGCUGCUGGCAUGGAGACCACUUCCACCACGCUGCGCUGGGGACUUCUGCUAAUGAUGAAAUACCCCCAAAUUCAGAGCAAAGUCCAAGAAGAGAUUACAAGAGUUAUAGGAUCAGCCCAGCCACGAAUUGAACAUCGAACUAAAAUGCCGUAUACGGAUGCAGUUGUCCAUGAAAUUCAGAGGUUCGCUAAUAUCCUGCCCAUGGACUUGCCUCAUGAAACUACUGAGGAUGUUACUCUUAAAGGCUACUUUAUUCCAAAGGGAACUUACAUCAUCCCCUUACUGGCCUCUGUACUACAGGAUGAAUCUCAGUGGAAGAAGCCAGAUACAUUCAAUCCUGAGCAUUUUCUUGACUCCCAAGGAAAGUUUGUAAAGAAAGAGGCUUUCAUGCCUUUUUCAGCAGGUCGGAGGAUCUGUGCAGGUGAGACUCUUGCCAAAAUGGAGCUCUUCCUCUUCUUUACAAGCCUCCUGCAGAGGUUCACUUUCCAUCCUCCUCCUGGAGUUACCAGCUCAGACCUGGACCUCACCCCAGCGGUUGGGUUUACCACGCCCCCAAUGCCCCAUAAGGUCUGUGCUGAGCCACGUUCUUAGAGCUCCUUGCCUUAGGCCAGGUCUAACUACAAAGUUUGUGGCAGAUAUAAAUAUGAUGGUCAGAAAAUCACAUGCCUGACAUAGCUAAGCCAGCAAUAGCCUCCCCACCCAUGUAGAUGAAGCUUAUAUCAAGAGAAGAGUUUUUUUGAUGAUCUACUUGAUGUUGUUCAGGGAGGUGGUUUAAGUGUCCUGGCAAAAUAACUCAUUUUGCCAGCAUACACUGUGUGUCCACUACAGGGUUUUGCUGGUAUAGUUACACUAGUGUAGCUAUAUCAGCAAAGCCGUUGUGGUGUAGACUAACCCUUACUCAUGUGUAUCUUCGGCCCUCCCUCUACAAACUCUCCCUGGUACACUGCCGUGCACUGGCCUUUGGUUGUGGUUUGACCCAUGAUUUGUUAAGACCCCAUCCUAGCCUCAGUUAUACCAAUGGGCAACCCCAUUGACGUUAGCAAGGUUGCACGGUUGUACCUGGGACUAGAGUCUUGUAUUGUCUGUUACGUUGUACAACCUCAGAGGAGCCUCCAUGCCUAGCCUAGAACUUGGCCAUUCGCAAUAUCAACAUUGCUGUGCAACCAAGAGGCAAUGUCCACCAGAGAGGGAGCUGAAACAGCAUAGACUGAUGCAAAACACAAGGUCAAAUGUCCUCUGCACCGAAAUCCCCUGGAUGUUGCUAUCUCCACAGAUGCUGACCCUGCAUCUUCAGUUGUUAUUACUCCCUACGUUGGUGAUUUCCAACUCGGUGGGAGGGACAUGGUAGAAGUGAGGAGUCUGUUCCGGAGGGAGGUGUGGUGGUGAUAUUCAGUAACUAAGAAGGAACCUCUGCACUCCCAGGACUGCCCCUGACCUCUGAGACUGUGUCUACACUAGGGGAUCACACGUGUUGUACCUUGUGUAGGAGAAGCUCAUUGCACACACUAGUGGCUCCUGGCAUCUCUCUGUUCCCCACAAAAGCUCCUUCUGUUCAGCCUCCCAUCCAGUUCUUUGUCAGGGACCCCCUGCAACCCCCACAACCUCUCCCAUGUUAGAGGGAGAAUGUGAAUCUCAGUUCCCCCUCCUCUUAUACCCCUAUUUUCUCCUCCUUCCACAGUGGCUCUGUGUGCACCCCAUGUCCUAAUUCACCCCAUUCUCCUCCAUGGCCAGGGCUCUGUGUGCCCCCUUCACCCAUACCAGCUUCCCCCAAUCUCUCCCCAUCAGAGGCUGUGUGCUCCCCAGGGUCCUCCAUUCUCUCCCCAUGGCAAAGGUUCUGUGUGCACCCACACUCUCCUCUAUGCCCCCAUUCUUCUCUAUACCAUGGAUACUGUGUGCCCCAUUCCCAACCCCCCCAUCCCCCCCUUCCCCUCAUGCCAGGGGCUUUGUGUGUCCCCCUUCCCCAAUUCCAGGGUCCCCCAUUCUCCACCACCAUGGCAAGGGCUCAGUUUGUGCCCUGAUUUCCCCCUUUACCACCCAUAUUCCCCAUUUCCCCUCCCUCCAUACUAGGGUUUUCUAAUCAGCCUCCCGCCAGGGGUUCUGUGUUCCCCAUUCACCCCAUGCCCCCUGUGAUGAUUUCUGGUGUUCCCAGCAAUGUGAGUCACCUUAUUACCCUCCCCCUCCCUCCUCCAGUGAGAGAGAGACUUGCCAGCUCCCUGACCUCUGCUUUCUGUUAGCUACCCAAGCACUCUCCGCUGGGCUAUGCAGCCCUCACUUUGCCUUGCAGGUUACCAGUAGGUGCAUCCCAGUCCUUCACCGUGUUCCCCUGUGGUGCCGAGCUCCUUAGCCACUAAACACGCACAGUAACACCAGGUCUGCUGUCCCCAAGAGGCCAGCGAUGACACCAGCUCAUUUGAUUCAGCUCAUGGUCAGCACUUAAUACCAUCGGAUGCAUAGGCGACCUGUGCCUGCUGGCAGUGGGGGGGGGGGAGAGGGUGCACAACUCAGGAACAGCUCAAGUCAAGACCACCCCCGCAUCCUCCCAAGGCAGUGCUCCCCCAUGGGAAAGCAGCGGCUGCUCAACGGCACAUCUCCCUGACUCAGCUGCUCUGUAGGGAGGGGGCCUGGCCACACCAAGUGACUAAGCAAUCUGGGCAGGGCGUGUGACCCCACAUGCCCCUUGCACAAACAUCACCUCUGCCAGCAAGUAUAACCUGCUUUCUAAAGACUAAACUCAACUUGCCAGUCUAACCUCCAAUCUAAGUAAGUUUAUCUCGCCCGAAAUGUCCUUUGCAGCAUUUCAACCAAGACUGGUUGUGAUCCCGUUUUCAAGAACGUAAACAUGCUGUCUGUUUACAUCCUAGGUGCAGGAUGCCAAGGUGUCUUCUUUGCUCCCCAAAUACACAUCAAAGGCAAGGGGGAGUGUAUUUUAGGACAAUGGUUCUCAUCCUCUGCUGAGUUUCUAUAGCUGUUAGCUCCUUUCUGAAGUUCUUACAAUCCUUCAUCUGAGUUCAUAUACAUAGUCUCUGUGCAUGCAUUUCACAACAAUAUUAACAGCCAGCCUGACCCUGCUUUCAUUUAAGAUCUUCCAUGACACUCUUUGGUGAACCAGAGUGUACAUACCAGGAUUAGGAUCUGCUUAUAACCCCGUUGCCAGUUGGCAUUGAGGGGUUGUAGGGUUACACGCCCAUACCAGAGUUCUCUAUUCUCCCCCUCAUGCCAAAGGCUGUGAGCACACCCCCAUUUCCAGCCAUUCCCACUUCACCCCAACCAUUCUUCUUCUUUCUGUCUGGGGGCUUAGUCAUUCCAGAUGUCACCAGGUUAAAAUCUAUGGGGAGGAUGAGUAGAGUUAAGAGAAAUGGGUAUUGUUAUACUAGAAAGCAUUAACUCAGCCAUCCGCCAGCUGUUUGAACUCUAGACAAUUGCAGAGGUGUUUGAGUCUGUGGCUAUGCUAAAGAGCUGUCAGGGCUUCAUGUGUCUCCCAUUUUCCCCUUUUGGUUUUAUAUUUCCCCCCAAAACCAAUAGGAUUCUGACCAUUGAUGCCUAGAAUAGUCCCUGAAAUUUUAGAAUUGAUUAUUGUGAUACACACAGAGAAAUGUCAAGUCGAGUGUAAGGCCUUCACACAGCCCUGGGUUACCCCAUCACUGGGCCCUAGGUGACCACAGGGUCACAGCACUACUCAGGUUUGACCUGGCCGCCCUUCUGUCAUGAUGGAGAAGCAGUAAGGCCAAAUUUGAGUGAGUGGCAUCGUAACCUGGCACAUGGGCUCACAGCACUGCUUAGGUUUGCCCCACCUUAUGAAUUUGGGCCCUACACAUGUGCUGCCUACUUCCCUAUGCAUUAAUCCGGCCCUGCCUUCACAAGCUCGGCCAAACGGGAAAAACGCAAGUGUAACUGUCCCACUAGCAUUUGUACCGCGACAAGCUAACAAGUGUUAUAACUACAGCUAGCUUUCGCUGCACUAGGAUUGCAACAUUUAUUGAUAUGUUCAAAGUACACUUUUUUCCUACUGCAGACAAGCCCUGAAAGAGAAACUGAGACAGAGGGUAAGGCUGAGUUUUUCAAACUUGCCCAAACCUGUUUAUAACCCCUUUGCCAGUCAGCAUUGAGGGAUUUUGGGGUCACACCCCUAUACCAGAGUUCUCUAUUCUCCCCAUCAUGCCAGGGGCUGUGUGCAUCCCUCACCUCCACUCCAUUUUCCACCAUUUCCACUCCUCAACCAUCAUUCUUCUUUCUGUAUGGACACUAAGCCAUGUCAAAGGGGUUAGACAAACACCUGGCAGGAAUGUUUAGUUAUUACUUAGUCCUGCUUUAAGUGCAUGGGGCCUAGACUAGAACUAGAUGACCUAUUGAGGUCCCUUCCAGUUCUUACUUCUAUGAUUCUGUGAAACCUCUUUUUCCUUCUCUUCCAGUUCUAAGACUAUGUUUUGGGGAAAUGUACAUUAAAAGGCUUUUUAAAAGAUGCCAGUGUAUUUAAUGUAUUAAAAGUCUGUUUCCUGUACUAAUUAUGAAAGUAGUCAAUAUGAAGCUAACAUUUCCAUGUCUUUAUUGUCUUUUAUCAACUCAAAUAUAGCGAUAAAUGUAUAUUGUUCAAAUAAUCAAUUCUGAUCAAAUAACAUCUCAAAAGUAGAGUAUCUUAUCCUAUAAAUAAAGAUUCUGUCUGCACUUAAAGUCAA